AUGGCAACUUUGGCAGUUGGCACACCGGAAAUAAGCACUAGCACAGCUCAUAUGUUUCACAACCUGCAUAAAUUCAGCCAGCCAUCUUUUGUGGAAAAAUCAUUUGUUUCGUGUCGUCAGGGUACAUUUCUUAAUUGUAAUUAAUGUCAGAGCCACAGUCUUCGCUUUUAUUAAAAAAGCAAUUAGCAGAACUGAACAAAAAUCCAGUGGAAGGUUUUUCUGCUGGGUUGAUAGACGACAAUGAUAUUUACAGAUGGGAGGUACUCAUUAUUGGUCCUCCAGAUACAUUAUAUGAGGGUGGGUUCUUCAAAGCACAUUUACAUUUUCCAAAAGAGUAUCCUUUGAGACCACCUAGGAUGAAAUUUGUUACUGAAAUAUGGCAUCCAAACAUUGAAAAGAAUGGAGAUGUCUGCAUAUCAAUAUUGCAUGAGCCAGGUGAUGACAAAUGGGGCUAUGAGAAAGCCUCUGAGAGAUGGCUACCAGUGCAUACAGUUGAAACAAUCCUCAUUAGUGUUAUUUCCAUGUUGGCAGACCCAAAUGAUGAAAGUCCUGCUAAUGUUGAUGCUGCAAAAGAAUGGAGAGAGAGGUAUUCGGAUUUCAAAAAGAAAGUUGCCAGAUGUGUUAGGAAAAGUCAAGAAGAUUGUUUUUAGGAUUGAGAAAAAAUUAACAACAGAUAGUCAUGUUGGAAAAGGGCCACAUGACGCAGGCCACAAACAUUCAAUUGACACUUUAUGAUUUAACAUUAGGUUGCACACACCUAGCGCCAAAGCAAACUGAAUAUUAGUAGCAGUGUGCUCAUUCUAUUUCUUUUUACAGAAAGAAUGGAGAGAAUCAUAUUCGGAGUUUAAAAGAAAAGUAGCACAGUGUGUGAGAAAGAGCCAAGAGGAUUGUUCUUAAAUAACAGUGCCCUUUUUAUUUAUUUAUUUGGAUAGUGAGUGUUUGGUGGUAAAGUUAGAAAUGUCUUUGCAUGUUGCGAAGCCUCACCACGACUCAGUGUAUGCCCCACCACCUGGGCCAGAGACAAUAUUGAAAUUGAUUUAAAAUAAUUAUUGUAAUACAAUGGUAUCGCUGCCGUAUUUUAUAAAUAAUAAAUUAAAGGUAGAACUUGAGGUCUUUUUCAUCUUUUUUAAGACAUGUUAGCUAGCUAUUGUUAUAAUAAU
Molecule: messenger RNA, 1160 nt
Organism: Maniola jurtina (meadow brown)
Lineage: Eukaryota; Metazoa; Arthropoda; Insecta; Lepidoptera; Nymphalidae
Product: ubiquitin-conjugating enzyme E2 G1
Exons: 5
Coding region: 144-650 (168 amino acids)
Biological process (GO): proteasome-mediated ubiquitin-dependent protein catabolic process; protein polyubiquitination
Molecular function (GO): ubiquitin conjugating enzyme activity
Source: RefSeq, a predicted model, not a curated record